Moneuplotes crassus is the source of this 1658-nucleotide messenger RNA. The record is from the annotation of a GenBank genome assembly. NCBI's taxonomy places the organism in Eukaryota, Ciliophora, Spirotrichea, Euplotida, Euplotidae.
CUCAAAAUGGAAAUUAAUCCCAAGGAGUAUGAGUUCAGCUGGAACCUCAAGGUAAGUAGCCAGUGGAGCCAGAAUUUAGAAAGAGUACAAAAAAAGGUAGGGAAUAUGGAUUAGCAACCUAGAUUAUACAUAAUUGAUCUAAAAUCAGGCAAAAUACCGAACAUUUCCCCAACAGCUAAGGAGAAAUCGGAAUUAAGAACUAUUAUGGGUGAUAAUACUCCUAAAAUAUCCAGGAAUCUGUACAGAACACAAAGCUUGAGAUCUUAUAAGUUUCAUACUCCUAAGCAAAAUUAAGCACUUAACUGUGAACACAGAUCUUGUUGUUCCUUCUCGGAAUUACAAGAUUCAAUCAGCAUUUUUCAAGAAAUAUACACCGAUAAAAAUAAAAAACAAAUCCCAAAAGAAAGCAAGUUUUGAUGUUGCAGCUAGUUCUGAUAGCAGCUUCUCCUCUCACAAUGUCACAGAAGAAGAUAUUCAACGGUUAAAAAUUAGACCUGCCAAAGUUCAGAAAGAGGCAAAGUUAUUCAGGACCAUCAAGCCUCGGCUGACUAAGAUAAACUCCAAAAAGAAUAUCUGGAGAGCAACAGGCAAAAAGUCAUACAAGAAGCCUUCUAUAUCAGUAUCCCAGUGUAAUUUAGAGAAAGAGAAGCGAGAAUCUAUUCAAAGAGCAGUUGACGAUGCCAGAAAUAACUUCGAAAUGAAACUAAAUAAAAAGUUCUCGCAGGUGAAAUUAUAUAAAUCCCAAGAGGAAAUUGACAAAAAUCCACCCGACAAAAUCCUCAAAAACAUGGCUAACUACAUUGACCUUAUCAGUCAAGCGGCUCGUGAGAAAAUCCAAACUCUGCAGGCCAGUCGUAGUUUGCGUUCCCGACUCCGUACAAACAUCGAUCAAGCUAUGACCUCUUCUCUAGGUGGUGACAGUCUCGAGAUGCUCGAGACUUCAGAGCCCAACUCGAUCACCACUGAGAAGAUCUUCUCCAAGCUUAGGUCCAGCUACAGGCUAUCCAAGCACUUUAAUGCAGAGUCUAUUAAAUAGCUUGGCUAAAAAGAGAGAGGUGUUGAAAAUGCAGCAGGUUGUUCAGGAAAAGGAAAUAAAGAAAAUCAUCGAACAAUACACUGAGGGGAAUAAGGAAACAGAACAACAAUAUUUAGAGCGGAUCAUCACUGAGGCCAAGCUACUUUCUUCAUGGGGCAAGAGAGAAGUCUUUAAGACUCAAUCAGUAGCACUAAAUACUAAAUAAUAUGAAUAUGACAAAGAUAAACCCUACUGAGCAAGGAAAGCUACUUUAUAUCAAACUGAGAAAUCAAGCUAAUAAACAACAAAAUCAGCGGAGAUUGAGUCUAGACCAACCCAGAAGAAAGAUGAUAACCCUCAAGGAUUAUCAAAACCUGACCAACAAACUUCUUAAGAUUAAAUAAAAAUAAUAUGGCCACUCGCCUUGCUGACCAAAGUGAACAAAACUCAGAAUUUUUAUAUAUAUCGAACUCAUCAGAUUCAGGAAGGUAUAUUCCUCCUGAAAGAGAAACAUCUCCAAAAAAGUUAUCUUAGAGUAGAAGAAAUCAAUAAGAGCAGCAGAAUGCUCAAGAUUGAGAAGGAUUUCAACUUGAAAUAUUAUUCAUUUAGAAUCUUAAUAUUUCUCAAUAAAAGAGAUUUAUAU